Wasmannia auropunctata (little fire ant) is the source of this 1611-nucleotide messenger RNA. RefSeq names its product single-strand selective monofunctional uracil DNA glycosylase (gene Smug). The record is from RefSeq and is a predicted model, not a curated record. Lineage: Eukaryota; Metazoa; Arthropoda; Insecta; Hymenoptera; Formicidae. The coding region runs from base 503 to 1546 and encodes 347 amino acids. Gene Ontology annotation, biological process: base-excision repair. Gene Ontology annotation, molecular function: oxidized pyrimidine nucleobase lesion DNA N-glycosylase activity; single-strand selective uracil DNA N-glycosylase activity. The transcript has 3 exons.
CAUUUAUUUCAUGUGUGCGUAUAUACAACUGACAGGAUAAUACGGGUGAGUAGAAGUAGAGGCUCACCUUUUGUGUAUCUGCGUAACGUAAUAUUUCCGGAAACAUUCGGAUGCGUUUCGUGGACUUGAAAAAGAAAUGACGCGCAACGAGAUAAGGGAGAGCAAGGGAGAGAGAUGUUAGAACUGCAUUCCGCGAGCGAGAUCCUAGCUCUGCACUUGCGGCAUAGUCAUAGUGAUGUUUAUCAGUUAAUUCGAUAAGGAGCAUUAAAAAGAUUUCUGCUGUUACUGUUAUCACAUCACGAAGGCUAAAUACAGAAUACUUAUUGAUAUAUUUACACCUUGAAGAAACGCAGUACGUUGGGGUUAUGUCAUGUAUCUUUAAAUUAUAUUACCGCAUUAAUUAAUAUAGACGUUUGUUGAAUAACUUUGAGCUUGAAUAUUAUUUCAAAAUAAUCAAAUAAUUGUCUCGUGAUUUACACGUUCAGACUGUCGAGGAGUAAUCAUGCCCCGUGCAAAGAGAGCCAGAGCAAAGAGUGACGAGUUGUCAAGCGAGAAGAAACUCAAACGAUCGAAUUCGAGUGUCGUAGAUUAUAUGACUCAAAUACAAACGACUCUGGGAAUUAAACGAGAUGCGGAUGAAAAUGGAGAUUCGAGGGAACACACAUCUGCCAUGCCUGCAUCUGUUUUGGAUACAAAAGCAAAAAAAGAUGCAACUGAGAAUUCCUCGGUGGUGUCUGUACACGCUUCUGAUACAGAAGGAAAUGAAAAUGCAUUUGACCACACGUCCGUGAUAUCUGUGUCUGUCUCUGAUAAAUUGUUAUCGAUUGAACAAGAGCUUUGUGCCAGAUUGUCAAAUGUUACUUUCCCACCAUCCAUACAGUAUAUUUACAAUCCGCUUGGGUACGCAUUUGAAACACACGCCAUGUACGUACGUAAAUAUUGUGCUGGCGUGAAAAAGAUUCUGUUCGUCGGUAUGAAUCCUGGACCAUGGGGCAUGUCGCAAACUGGCGUGCCGUUUGGAGAGAUAAGUAUGGUGCGGGAUUGGCUCAAGAUCUCUGGUCCCAUUGGCAAACCCCCGAGGGAACAUCCCGACCGAAAGGUGACGGGAUUCGAAUGUGCACGCAGCGAGAUUAGUGGACUGAGGCUGUGGGGCCUCUUUCGAGACCUAUGUGGAACACCCGACAACUUUUUCCGAUAUGCCUACAUGCACAAUUAUUGCCCAUUCGCAUUUAUGGACGGCAAAGCUCGAAACAUCACCCCGGCGGAGAUAAAGGGUGAGGGACAAAGGAUUUUGCACGAGGCAUGCGACAGAGCCUUGAUCGACAUAAUACAACUUCUGAAAGCAGAGAUUGUUGUUGGAAUUGGCAACUACGCCGAAAAAAGAGCACUGACUGCGGUCCAAGCAGGAGGUCUUUCAGUGAAGGUGAUGGUCCUGCGACAUCCCAGUCCAAGAGCUGUGGGCAAUCAAAAUUGGAAUGAGACAGCUAUGCAGCGGCUAAAUGAAUUGGAGUUACUUAAAUACUUUGAAAAAGCAAGUACCGUCUAAACUUUCUCUUGCGCAAGAUACAAUUAUUUUUGAAGAUCAAAACUUCAAACGGCAAGCUUUUUUUU